UACUUAAAUUCACAAGUCACAACCACAAACAUACCACAUCAUUCAUUCUCUGUAUAUCUAGUGUCAAUAAUAAUACUUACAUAAUUUUAUGGAUGAUACCAUGAACUCCUCCCCGCUCCUCCCGUUACAUGAAAAAACAGAAGGUUCGUCAAUCCACCGGUCAAUUAGCUUCCACACCCGAAUCAAAUCGAUUUUCACCCUAAAAAAUUUCUUCAUACUUUUGGGUCCUCUGCUAUGCAGUAUUAUAUGUAUAUUUGUUAAUGACCAGUUUGAUAAUUCUAGCCGUAAUAUGUUGGGGGUGCUUGCAUGGGUGUUCGCUUGGUGGCUCACUGAGGCCGUACCCAUGCCGAUAACAUCCAUGUCACCCCUGUUUCUUUUCCCUAUUUUUGGGAUUGCGGAUGCUGAUGUGGUGGCACACUCAUAUAUGGAUGAUGUCAUUUCCCUUGUUCUUGGAAGUUUUAUUCUUGCUCUUGCUGUUGAGCAUUACAACAUCCAUAGAAGGUUAGCCUUGAAUAUAACGCUAUUGUUUUGUGGAGAUCCAUUAAACCCACAACUUUUACUUUUAGGGAUAUGUGCCACAACGGCAUUCGUAAGUAUGUGGAUGCACAAUGUGGCGGCCGCCGUCAUGAUGAUGCCAGUGGCGACCGGAAUCCUCCAAAGGUUGCCAAGUUCCACCUCCUCAUCGUCGUCGAGCGAGGCAAGUAAGUUUUGCAAAGCAGUGGUUCUUGGGGUCACAUACUCUGCGGCAAUUGGGGGAAUGAGCACAUUAACAGGGACAGGUGUAAACCUAAUAUUGGUUGGAAUGUGGAAAAGCUAUUUUCCAGAAGCAGAUCCUAUAAGCUUUAACACAUGGUUUUACUUUGGGUUUCCCUUGGCCUUGUUACUCUUCUUUGCUUUGUGGGCUAUACUUUGUCUUAUUUAUUGUCCAAGAAGCUCCAGUCCAACUCUUUCAACUUACUUGGAUAAAGCCCAUUUACAAAGAGAACUUGAUUUAUUAGGUCCAAUGGCUUUUGCUGAAAAAAUGGUACUAGCUGUGUUCUCAACGUUAAUUAUUUUGUGGAUGACGCGAAGCAUUACGGACGAUAUUCCUGGAUGGGGAGCCCUUUUCAAUAACCGUGCUGGUGAUGGAACUGUUAGCGUGAUGAUGGCAACUCUACUCUUCAUAAUCCCUAAUAAAAAACAAGAAGGAGAGAAGCUAAUGGAUUGGAAUAAAUGCAAAAAAUUACCAUGGAAUAUUGUCUUAUUACUUGGGGCUGGUUUUGCAAUAGCAGAGGGAGUAAGAACAAGUGGUCUUGCAGAUGAGUUGUCUAAAACACUCGACUUUCUCGGACAGACCCCCUACUUGGCCAUUGCGCCGAGUAUUUGUAUUAUAAGUGGAGUCAUCACCGAGUUCACAUCCAACAAUGCCGUGACUACUCUUCUUGUACCGCUACUCAUCCAAAUCGCGCAAGAGAUUCAUGUCCACCCUCUUCUCCUUAUGAUUCCCGGAGCCAUUGGAGCUCAAUUUGCUUUCUUACUUCCCACCGGAACCCCUUCAAAUAUCGUAGGAUUCUCAACUGGACAUAUAGAUAUUGUAGAUAUGCUUAAGACUGGCUUGCCUCUAAAGAUUGCAGGAACACUAGCAUUGUCACUUUUGAUGCCCACUCUUGGAGCAUUUGUGUUCGUGAAGAACAAGAGUGGUUAAAACGAAGACAUAUUUAAAGAAAGCAGUAUAUAAGAUCCAGUUUUCUUAUGUGUAUCAGGAUGGAUUACUUUUUCUUUCGGCACAUUUUUUAUUAUGUCAUGUAUCAAUUUUUUUUGUAACUUUUCCAUCAUAUAUAUCGCCAAAGUAUACAUUAUAUAUGUUUAUGUUUGACUGUUUCUAUAUCAUAUAACUACUUAAAUAUCAAUUAUACCGUUACUUAGUUA
This is a messenger RNA of Erigeron canadensis, 1908 nucleotides long. Its product is annotated as tonoplast dicarboxylate transporter. The transcript has 6 exons. Gene Ontology annotation, biological process: monoatomic anion transmembrane transport. The coding region runs from base 89 to 1684 and encodes 531 amino acids. NCBI's taxonomy places the organism in Eukaryota, Viridiplantae, Streptophyta, Magnoliopsida, Asterales, Asteraceae. Gene Ontology annotation, molecular function: transmembrane transporter activity. The record is from RefSeq and is a predicted model, not a curated record. Gene Ontology annotation, cellular component: membrane.